CGUUGAUCACAGCGGAUUCUAAGGAAUUAACUUUUGGCAAAAUGAAGACUUUCAUUGUAUUGUUGGUAUCAGUUGCGCUAUGCUCGGCAGCUUCAAAAACAUCAGAAAAAUCCAAUAAGAAACGUAGCUUACUUGAGUUGGGCGCAUCCAAUUUCGGAAAUCUUCAAAGUGCUCCAUAUCCAGCCGCUUUGUCUCAAUCAUAUCAAUCGUUAGCCACCGCUCCUGUGGCCGCGUCAUAUCAAUCCUUAGCAACUCCAUUUGUUCCAUCCCAACAAUUGGUUCCAGAAACUAACAGUUUUGCUCAUCUUCAGCCAUUCCAGCAUGAUGGAGCACCCGGUUUAGUCCAGCAUGUUGGAGCACCCGGUUUAGUCCAGCAUGUUGGAGCACCCGGUUUAGUCCAGCAUGUUGGAGCACCCGGUUUUGUCCAACAUGCAGUAGCAGCACCUGCUUUACAUGCAUAUGGACAUAUUCAUCAAGAACAAUUUGCCGUUCAACCAACUGUUAAAACUUUGGUCAAACAUGUGCAUGUGCCCUAUGAACGCCACAUUAAAGUCGAUAAUCCAAUCUACACUCCCGUUGAACGCCAAAUACCUAUCGAUAAUCCGGUGGCUGUUGUGAAAGUGGUCAAACGGCCAGUGCCAAUCCACGUGGAGCAACCCGUCCCGAUAGCUAUUGUCAAAGAGAUCCGAGAAAAUGCACCAUACGUGCACAAAGUUCGUCUUGUGUUGCAACAAGUCUUCGUAAAAAAUCAACAAGCACCAAAACAACAAUACAUUCCACCUCAAGAACAUCAUGCUGAACUUCCUCAACAACAUUUUGACGCACCAGCUGCACCAAGCCAAAGCUAUGUACCACCUCAAACACACCAUCAUGACGCACCAGCCGCGCCAAGCCAGAGCUAUGUACCACCAGCUACAAGCUAUGGCGUCCCAAGUCAAACUGGCUAUUAAACAGAAUCGUUGAAUUGUAAUUUGUUGAUUUGAUUGAAAUUGUUAUUUAUGUUUAUAAGGAAACUGUAUGUUGCAAUGAAAAUAUCUACAUUAUUUAAGAAGAUCAUGUACGUUUACAUUGAACAAAAUUCGCAGAAAAAUAAAACAAUUUAUUGGCAAAAAUAA
Molecule: messenger RNA, 1115 nt
Organism: Contarinia nasturtii (swede midge)
Lineage: Eukaryota; Metazoa; Arthropoda; Insecta; Diptera; Cecidomyiidae
Exons: 2
Coding region: 42-950 (302 amino acids)
Source: RefSeq, a predicted model, not a curated record